ACAGGAAAUUUCGCUGUUCACCUGUCAAUUUUUCACUGGUUCCCUUCAAUUUUUUACUGAUCGCGUGAGGUGGAGCUCCCACACUCGAACUGGCAGACUAAAUUCCGACAGAUAAUUUUUUUCCGAUACUUCAAAUAGGGCCUAAAAUACAUCUCAAAUGAAAAACACAUCUCUAGUACCUGAUGUUUAUUUUUAUGAAUAAUUCCCCGCGGAAGAAUUUAUUAUUCUGGUGACAGUGUAAUUACCACAAGUUUUGUGAUUUCCUAAAUUAUUGCGGUCUGAUAUAUUGACGAAAAACAUAUGAUAGUGUAUAUCGUCAACUACUUUUGAUUCUCGUCUCGCAGGUACCAUCAGACCUCCGAAAAUGGCAGUGGAGCCAAUCACAUCGCCGGAGCACGAAACCCCCCAGAGUCGUUUCACGCGAUACCUCUACGUGGGAAAAGAGUACCCAGUGUACCACUCGGGUUCCUGGUCGAACCCCGCGAAUUUCAGUCUGGACAAGCUCCCCUCCCUGGAGGACCUCUCCUCCUCCCCCGAAACCGCGCUCCUCCCCCUCGACAGAAUAAAAUCCACCUUCGCCUCCGGCGUGAUCCACCAGCCCGAAACCCUGAUCUUCGCGCUGGCAGCCUCAGCUCGCCAACACAAGAGCGAAAGCCUCCGGCGCGCAGCUUACGAGUACCUCUCCCAGCACUGCAAGAGCCCCGAGCACUUCCUGCUGUUCGUCUCCUUCGCCUCAAAGCUGAGCAGACAGCAGUCGCUCCCAAGACACGGUUACGGCCACGGAUGGAGAACAGCAGUGAACGAGUGGUACCUCUCGCAGAGUCCUAAGAGCCUAGCGGAGUGCGUCACCAGAUGCAAAAGCAGAUACGGCUGGAGCCACAAGGACAUCAUAAAGCUGUCGCACCCAGUGACGAAGAAAUGCCCGGCAGACCUCCAAGCAGUCAUCAAAUACAUCGUCUUUGGUCUGGAGAAAGCGAAACUCGAGUUCGAGAACGAGUCGAGGGCGCAGGAGGUGCUGGAGCUGAUGGAGCGAGUCGAGGAUUUCAGGCAGUGUCAGGACCCAGUGAGGGCUGCUGGCCUCAUCAGAACCCACCAUUACACCCUAGACCACGUUCAUCCGGACCUGAUGAAGUCUCCUGACGUCUGGGAGGCUCUGGUGGAGACCAUGGACCUGCCCUCGGUGGUCCACAAUCUCCAGAGGAUUCAGAAUGCUGGACUCCUCGGCGGGGGCUCUCAGGUCUCGGAGAAGAUCAUCACUGCUCUCAUGAGUAAGGAGCAAGUACUGAAGUCCAAGAUCAGUCCCUCUGUGUUGCUGCUGGCGGCGAAGACUUAUGAGAACCCUGAUGGGGUCCCAAUGCCUGUGAAGAGGCGCGUUGGGAGGAAGAACAAGCUGAAGCACAAGAGGAUUCCCAGACCUGACGGGAGGAUCAUUGAUGCCAUGUACUUGGCGCUCAAUGUUUCUUUCUCGAAUGUCGAGGCGACUGGACUCAAGUAUCUGAUAACUGUGAGCACUGGGGGGUGGAGGAAGACUCAGGGCGGUCAGGUCGACCUCGUCGAGGCCAAUGGCCCAUGGGUGGUGGAGGCCGCGUGCAUCUUGGCUCUUGGACUGCUCAGGGCUGAGGAGAAAGUUACCGUCUCCACUUUCACUGGGACUGAGGGACUCAAUGCCAGGCCUGUUCACAUAGACAAGAAUGCGACCUUUCAGGAGACGGUGGAGAGGAUGAGGGCGAGGUCCACGGGACCACCGAAUAUUGGGAAGCCCAUGCUGUGGGCCGCUCAUCACAGGAGGAAGUUCGAUGUGUUCAUUAAUGUCGUGGAUAAGAUGAGGGAGAAGUACGAUUUUACUGGCAGGGCGAUGGAUCUUUAUAAGAAGAAGAUGAAUCUCCCUAAUACGAGAUUAGUUAAUUGGGUCGUUGGCUCCACCUCCACUUACAUGGAAGGGAGAAACGUCAGUGACGUUUUAACCGUCUGUGGUUUCGACGUCCACGUCCCCAGGAUCAUCGAGGCCUUCGCUAGACACCAGUUCUAACUGUCGAUCUGCAACCCCUCUGGUUAUCUGCAUUCAACCCAUUUCGAUCAUCAUCAAAAUACACAAAUAAGGUACAAAAAAGACAGAAGAAUCACCGAAAAUACCCGAGGAUUUUUAGUGAAAGAAAAAUUCUGAAAUCAGUAGGUCGAAAAAAAUUGAAUUAUGUUCAACCAUUCCCAACGAAACUGAUGGACAAUUGGAAUCCAUCCAUCACGAUCUGUCUCUUAAGCUAGAGCAGCUAUUUAUAGUGUUCCUGAUUUUACACAUUACUAACACUAGAGUGAAGUCUAGUUAAGCGAUAAUAAUCCUUGCACGGUGCUGGUAGUGUCUUCAGCAUGGAAGAAGCAGAAUGUUAAUUUAGCUACAGUGAUAUGUUUAUUGAAUUCACGAGCUAAAAAUUGUUCAAUGCUUUCUUUUCUUUUCAUUGUCAUUACUGCAAAGAUCAAGAAAUGUUGAUUGUUUUCAUUGUUUCCUGUUGUUUGAGGGAGAUUUACGAUGGUUUUAUGACAGAGGUGUUUACACUGAUGAAAAUUUGGGACUGAAAUUCACUAUUUGAUGAAAAACUCAGUGGAAUUGGUGAAUUUCGGUUCAAAUAUUCCAUGAAAAUUAACAGACGUCUGGGAAAUUUAGGAUAGAUUUAGCAUUAGAUACAUUCUUGAAUUUUGAAUCAAUUGAAUACUCAAUGUUUUUUGGUGGGGGAAGGCGAGGGAAAAUUAACAGUUUGGACUUUUUUAUAAAUGUUCUUAAUUUAGAAAUUAAUUUUUAUGUGAUUGAGUUUGGUGUAGACUCAUCACAGAGGGAAAGAAUUUCAUUUUUUAUUUAAAAAAUUAUGUAAUUUUUUUAGUGAAUCAUUUAAAAAAUUACAUAA
Molecule: messenger RNA, 2897 nt
Organism: Diachasma alloeum
Lineage: Eukaryota; Metazoa; Arthropoda; Insecta; Hymenoptera; Braconidae
Product: 60 kDa SS-A/Ro ribonucleoprotein
Exons: 3
Coding region: 365-2029 (554 amino acids)
Cellular component (GO): ribonucleoprotein complex
Molecular function (GO): RNA binding
Source: RefSeq, a predicted model, not a curated record